ACCUUCCCACUUUACUUUUACCUUAUUACACUUUGCCUUGUUACAGCACAGCAGUCUAUCUCUUCGAAAAAACAAACACCGCCUAAACCUCGAGCGAUCGCUUCAACAGCGCUAAAUUAGUUACCGCACUUUCGAAGCAAAUCCUCAAAGUCUCAAGCACGGAACAGUGUGAAUGAGGAACUGAGGAAGAAUGUCAGAAUUCUAUGCGGCGGCGACGCCGAGCGCCAGCGUCAGAAGACAGAUGGAGUAUCUGAAAGGAAAUGCGGCGAAGAUUGUAGAAAACCACAUAAACCAAGCUUCGGCGUAUAUUCGGACAGAAGAUUCCGACAAUCCGUUGGUGUAUAGCAAGACCUGCAUAACUUUAGGAAGCACUAUCGAUUCAGCUAUCGCGAUGAAUGCAGUUCCAUCAUCAUUUCAUCUUCCCCAGCUACUUUUGAUUGUUAGAGAGGUUUAUAGGCGUAAAACAGAAUUGCAACAACCAUCAUUGAUGUUGCUCAUGCUACCUAUCAAGGCUGCUUGUAAAGUUGGCUGGUUUUCAGAUGGAGAUAAAGCUGAUCUCCUUAUGAUCGUAGAGGAGGUAUGCAAGGGGUUCUCAGACACAGAGAAAAUGAGUAUUGAGCCAACCUAUGCACAUUCUUGUGUUUCAAACAUAAUCUUAAGAUUCUAUCCAACAAUGAAGGUGGAAAAUAUACUUACUUCAUUUGAUGUGAAGGCUGGAUAUGGGACUUUUGUAGUUGAUUUUCACAUCUCUCAGGGUACAUUGCCUCGCAACUGUCGAAAUUUGUGGCUUUUAGUAGCUCGAAUGGACAAUAUGGAUACAGCUGCAUGUAUUGCCAGCCCAUCAAAUGUAGACUUUCUCAUCAAUGGUAAGGGAGUACCUAAGAGGACCAAAAGCACCAUGGGUAAAGGACCACAACUCCCAUCAAAUGUGACGAAAAUGAUAAAGUAUGGAGUAAAUUUACUACAAGUUCUUGGGGACUUUGAUGGACAAUAUAUUAUUGCAGUAGCUUUUAUGAAUUUAAAUCCAUCUCCUGAUCUUCCUCCAUUGAAAGAUUAUGUCCACACAAUGUCUACUGUAGUUGACUCUGAUUGCAAUGUUAUUGGGACUUCAUCACUUAUUUCACUUGACUGCCCCAUUAGUAAACUUCGUAUAAGAACUCCUGUGAAAGGGCAUCUCUGCAAGCAUCCUCAGUGCUUCGAUUACAAGUAUUUUAUGGAAGUGAACUCAAGGUGGCCUACUUGGAAUUGCCCUAUCUGUAAUAUCCCACUUUGCUAUCUUGAUGUACGCAUCGAUCAGACUUUUGUAAAGAUGUUGAAUGAGGUGGCAGAGGAUGUUAGUGAUGUAAUGGUAUCAGCAGAUGGAUCCUGGAGUGUUGCCACGAAAACAAAGAGCCAGACCGUUGAAAGCGUCACCCGAAAUAAUAAUCAUGUUCCUAAUUCUUCUUUGCCUUCACAGAGUUUGCAUAAAACCGAUGUUGGUUCAAGUACAACUGAGCAAGCUCAAAGUACAAGUUCCCCGCGUUCUGUUGCUCUAGCUUUCGGGCACCUAAGGAGAGGAGGAGAGCAACAAGACUACACCCAUCUUGAUCCAUCUCAACCUGAUGUUGGUACAACCGAGCAAGCUCAAAGUACAACCAUGUCUACACCACCACCUGUUCGAUCUCAACCUCAACAGGCUCCGCCACCUACUGGAGAUGUGAUGCUGGUUGGGAGAAUGAGGGGGAGUUUGAGAGGUGACCAGCUGGCGGCGGCUAGAGACAGAUUGCUUGCACCACCACGACAACCGCUUCUGUGGUCAAGACCAACAUCAACUCUUCCUAUUGCAUUACUAAUGCAAUCAACCACUACCAAUUCUAGUCAUAACACUCUAAAUCUCCCAAACUAGAAAUGUCUUUUUUUUUUUUUUACUUCAACUUCAAU
Lactuca virosa is the source of this 1920-nucleotide messenger RNA. The record is from the annotation of a GenBank genome assembly. NCBI's taxonomy places the organism in Eukaryota, Viridiplantae, Streptophyta, Magnoliopsida, Asterales, Asteraceae.